AUGUUUGCCUUGCGGUAUCCCCUGGCAUCGGAGUGGGAAGCAGUGGUGCGAGAAGAUACCCGCUGGUACCUGAAUCUGCAGCACGACACGGCUCAGCCCAUCCACCCCAUGAUCAAGAAGUUUCGGGAACACCUGGGCGAUGUCAUCGCCAACGAGUUCCUGUGGGACUUCCGUGGAUUUGUGAAGAUGAAGUGCAGUGAGUGCGGACUUCCAGACUCAGUGGUAUGGUGCCAGCAGUGUACUGACUACUUUUGUGCUCCUUGCUUCCUUCAAAGUCACAAAUCUCGGCGGGGUCGAAAGCACUGGCCACUUCCGGUGCCGGGCUGCAGAUACCUCACCGUGCCAGAGACACGCCGUUUCGAAGAGCAGCUUCCGCUGUUGAAUGUGGGCUUCUCCAACCGACGGCGAUUCCUAGCGCGGGACAACCAGUCCGACAAAAACGGCGACCGAAGCGGAGAUACCUGGCUUUGGUUCCACACAGACACCUUCCAGGCCGCCCUCAUGCAGACCCCAGAGAACCACUGGUGUCUGAAGCGGCGGGAGCCGCCCCGGUUGCCUCCAGGUGUCGAUGGCUACUUCUACAACUUCGCUACAGACACUGUGGCGGAUGAUGUGUCUUACAUCCUCACGUCGCAACAAGAAGCGCGUGCGGUGGCACUCAUGCAGCGCCACAUCCGCGGAGCCUUGACCCGUAGGGCGAUCAAGAAGCAGACCACUGCAUCUCUGAUCUUUCAGAAGACCAAGAUGAUGUGGGAUGUGCAGCGCAUUCACGGCAGCAGCGGCAAGAAUGCCGGCAUUAUCAAGGCAUGGUUCAGAAAGCACCGGGCGCGCGAGAAGAAGGAGAGGGUCCAAUACAGCGCGUCCAGGAUCCAGGCCAUCUGGCGCGGGAUCCUAACGCGGCGGCGGACACGUAGCAAGCUGGCGAGUACCACCCGCUUCCAGGCCUCCUGGCGAGCCUUCGCAGACAGAAGGCACCUAGAAGUUCGGUGGGCUGCGAUCGUCUCCAUCCAGAAGGUCAUUCGUGGCUACAUCCACGGUCGCAACUGGCUGCGUAUGCGGCACAAGUCGGCCGCGAGGAUUCAGGCCCUGGUCCGGGGAAUCUUCCAGCGACAGCGACAUGCGAAGCGGCUUGCAGCAGCCAUUCGCAUCCAGGCUCGCAUUCGAGGCCUCUUUGAUCGGAAGCAGGUUCGGAAUAUCCAGACAGCUGCUACGAAGCUCCAGCGGAACUGGCGGCGCUUUCAGGCACAACUGCAGGUGAAGCAGAUGGUCUACGAGCGCAUGGAGGUUCUCCGUUUGAAGCGCUUGGAUAUCCUGCGCCGGAAGCUCCAGGUGGCCGCCAGUGUCGUUCUGCAGAGGAACUGGAGGCGGCAUGUGGAUGCUCAAAAUGCUUUGGAGGAGCGAAAAGAGAAGGGCGAUGCGGACAAGCGCACCACGACGAUGCUCGUCGCACUUUUCCAGGGAGCCGCUGCGUUGCGCCACUACAUCCACCCCUGGUGGCGGCAUCUACCGCCUCAGAUCCAAGCCAUUCUGAAGGAGCUCAAAGGCCCGCUCCAAAGGAGCAUUGCCUUGCUCCCGGUAUCCGGAAAGCUCGGCUCUGAAGAGCUGGGGCGGCGGGGCCUCAACGUGGCUGGAGUGGAGCACCUCCAGUGCCCCCAGACAUCAAAGGAUCCGGACUUGGCUUCCCACCUCCUCCUCCAGGUCAGCCGACACCUGCUUUCGCACGUGCCUGCAGAGCUCUUUCCCGAGACCGUGAAGUGGGCUUGCUACGCCAUCGGCCAUCAAGCUGUGAAGCUUUACCACACCAAGGGCUUCUACACCCAGGAGGAGAUACCUGUCGGCAAGGAGAUGCCUCCGCACCCCAACGACAGCCUCCACUCGCUCUACAAGGAUAUGGAUACCUACAAGACGCGCACGGACUCGAUGAUGGCUUUCCCUGGGGAGGCCAUGCCGAUGUUAACCCUAGCCGGAAUGCCGUCCCAUCAUCGGCAUGUUUUCCUCACUGCAGAGGUCUUAGUCACCAUGAGGCAGGCAAUGGACUCGCCAGCUAUUUCCACGGAUGAUCAUCUCAAGUUCCAGGGUCUCGACGCCUCUGCUGGAGCGCAGCUGAUGGAGGUGCUGGCAGCGGAGCUCGAGCAUCGCUUGCCAUUAGACUGGCCCAAUCAGCAUGGGACCGUGGCAGCGCUCGCGCAGCAGUUAGGCUCCCACAUUAUGGAGGCGAGGAAGGAAGAGAAUGGCAGGGCGCAAUCCAAAUCCAAGAAAGCAUCCCCGCCGCCCAAGGAGACCAAAGAGGAAGGAAAGGCUGGAGAUGGCAAGAAGGGCAGAAGCGAGGUGGAGCCAAACGUUCUCACGACCUUCAACCGAGCUUCCGUCAUGCGUGUGAUCCAGCAGGUUGGCUACCUCAUGCGGGAUCAGCACAAGAUCAUGGACUCGGUGAUGGGCCUCCAGGACGACGAGACGACCAAAGCCGGCGAGGGCGUCCGCCAAGGUCGUUUCGUGCUCAUGACGGAUCGCCUCUUCGACAUGGCUGACCGUGCCCCGCACGACCACUGCUCUUUUGUGCUGGCGGUUGUCAUGUUCCACAUGAUCAUCAGGGCGCUGGCGCUUCGGCUGCUCUACCAUCGGGCAGCCAUCAGCCUGCAGAAGAGGUACCGAUACCUCAAAAAGAAGAAGAAGUCCCUCAAUGCCGUGGCACCUGCAAUCUGCAUUCAGCGCUUCUGGCGUGGCCUCCGUACCGGGCUACAAAUUGCAAGA
This is a messenger RNA of Symbiodinium sp. CCMP2456, 2751 nucleotides long. NCBI's taxonomy places the organism in Eukaryota, Dinophyceae, Suessiales, Symbiodiniaceae. The record is from the annotation of a GenBank genome assembly.